Odobenus rosmarus divergens (Pacific walrus) is the source of this 1301-nucleotide messenger RNA. RefSeq names its product zinc finger protein 391 (gene ZNF391). Bases 190 to 1263 code for a protein of 357 amino acids. Lineage: Eukaryota; Metazoa; Chordata; Mammalia; Carnivora; Odobenidae. The transcript has 2 exons. Gene Ontology annotation, cellular component: nucleus. The record is from RefSeq and is a predicted model, not a curated record.
AGGAGUCCCAGCAUGUGAAUUGGACAUGGUCAUUCAGUCGGAGGGAGGACAGCUGUGGAUGCUGGAUCUUCAGGGCACUGAAGAGGGAAGUGAGCAAAAAUACCUGUCUGGAUAGGGAGAUGUGAACUGAGCCAAAGCAUCAACACCAAUCAGGCUAUUUCUGAAGAACUAGAGUUUUCAGGGUCAGCAAUGGAGAGUCUCAGAGGGAGUACUGCCCAAGGUCCUAAGAAUGAAGAGGCCUAUAAAGGUGAGGGCCGGUUAUCAAGGCAGACAAAAUGUCCUGUACAGAAGACAUCCUUUGAGAAAACAGCAAUCAGGAGAGUGUCGAUGACCCUCAAGGAAAUUUUCACUAGGGAGAGAGUUCCUGAAUCUAGUGAAUUUAGUCUAAGCUCAAAAGUUAAUACACAGCAGAACAUUCCAAAGGCAGCUAGAUCCCCCAUAUCUAGGAAAAACUCCAAAGAUAAUUCGGACUUCAUUAAACACCAAAAACUCUGCCCACAAAAGAAAUCUUGUAAAUGCAACAAAUGUGGGAAAGCCUUCGGUUACCAAUCAGACCUUAUUGUCCACAGGAGAAUUCAUGGUGGAGAAAAGCCUUUUGAAUGCAACGAAUGUGGGAAAACUUUUAGCCGAAGUACACACCUUAUUGAACAUCAGAGAACUCACACUGGAGAGAAGCCGUACGAAUGCAGUGAAUGUGGAAAAGCUUUUAGCCGGGGCACUCACCUGAGUCUGCAUCAGAGGAUCCACACUGGAGAGAAACCGUAUGAAUGUGGUGAGUGUGGGAAAGCCUUCAGCCGAAGCACUAACCUCAGCCAACAUCAGCGAACUCAUACUCAAGAGAAACCUUACAAAUGUAACGAAUGUGGGAAAGCCUUCAGUGACCGUUCAACCAUAAUUCAGCAUCAACGAAUACACACUGGAGAGAAUCCCUAUGAAUGCAGUGAAUGUGGGAAAGCUUUCAGUUGGAUCUCGUCUCUUAUUGAGCAUCAGAGGACACACACCGGAGAGAACCCCUAUGCAUGCAGCAACUGUGGCAAAGUGUUCUCCCGCAGCUCAUCCCUCGUUGAGCAUCAGAGAAUCCACACUGGAGAGAAGCCCCACGAGUGCAGAGAAUGUGGGAAGGGCUUCAGUCGGAGCUCAUCCCUUAUUAUCCACCAGAGAACUCACACCGGAGAGAAGCCUUACAAAUGUAGUGACUGUGAGAAAGCCUUCAGCCAGAGUUCAACUCUCAUCAGACAUCAGCGACUUCACACUAAAGAGUAGUAUUUGAGCUUUUUCAUUAAUGUUAGCGUAAGAGCACA